CUUUUUUUUACUUGAAAAUGAAAAUUGCUAAACAAGCACAGCAUUUCAAGCAUUUCACUUCUCUUUCUGGAUUUGCCUCAAAACCAACAGUCUUUCUUUGAUUUAUGGCUAAUGAACUGUUAACACUCGAUUAAGAAACAUUGUCUCAUUACCUCAUUACCUCACACUCAUUCUCAUUUUCGUACACUUUUCUUCUUUUUCUUAUUUGUCCUGCAUCAAAGGCUUUUUAGUUUUUUACUUUUUCUAUUUUCUUUUUCAUUCCUCAACGGAAUGUCAUCUCAGCACUCUUACAACCAUCAGGACAUUGCUACUACGACAAGUCGGUCUAACGAGCAUAGUAACAAUAACAACUCGAUUAACCCAACAGGAUCAUAUUCAACAAACCAAAUAGCAUCUUCCUUAUCUGCACCUGCAUCUGCCCCUUCGUCUACUGCCACUCCUGAAACUAACGCUGGAACAAACAACCAAACACCAAUAUUCUCUGCAACCGGACCAACGUCUACAAGCGAGGUUCCAGAUCAACGUCCGCGGUCAAUCCACACAAGCGUCGAUAAUCCCCCUUCGAGUGUAGCCGCUGCCACCGUAACUGCUCCAACAACCACGGCCAUCUCCCCCAGCCCAUCAGGUCAAGCGCAAACCUCGUUAAGCAUCAUCGGCACAAACAUUAACGUUGGAUCUAGUGUAUUCUCCCUUCUCCGCCGCCACUUCCCAACCAUGUCUCUGAAUACGGACCAGCAGCAGCAACAACAGCAACAGCAAGACAAUAGUCGAGCAUCACAUUUACCGUUACCACUGCCCGAACGGGAGGAUUCCAGUCGUACUCGAUCAAUCACAUUCGGGACACUCAAGAAGGCAUCGAUGUCUGGUUAUUUACCCUCUUCUUCUUCCUCGUCUGCCUCCGCUGCAACUUCAGCAACAAUGGUGAUGAAAAAGUCGAAAAUGACCACCUUGCCAUCUUACUUUCAAUACACAACAUUCAAACAAUAUUUUCAGCCAGAAGGUCCUCCGAUCGACCUUCAGACAUUAGCAUCUACCAACACAGAUCGUGAGCCCUCAAAGCGUAGACGACUUCAUCUGGAUAGUCAUCGAAGACGACAUACACAUUUUCGUCAGGAUAGUGAUAGCAGCAGCAGCAGCAGUGGAGAGAGCACAAGCGGUGGCGGAGGUAGCAGUAGUAGUGGUAGUAGUAGUGGUAGUGAAUCUGCAAACAGCUCCUUUGAAAAUGAGAGAUGUUUGAACAACAGCACCAACACCAACCAUGACAAUAACAGCAACUCAUCCAAGCCAGACCGUCCACCCCUACGAUAUCAGUUGCCCUCCCGAUGGAGUACUGUGGAUAAAACAGAUAAGACAAGGCUUUCUGAAGAUGACUUGCAAGCACAUUAUUUCGGUCCAGGUGAAGUCGAUAGUGAUGCUGCUUCCAUUCGUGCCAAUCGACCGAUCCCACCGCAGUGUGGAGUGUAUUAUUAUGAAGUAAUGAUUAAAAGCAAAGGACAGAAAGGAUACAUCGGAAUAGGAGUAUGUAGUGCGAUGGUGCCACUAGACCGUCUACCAGGCUGGGAGCCACAGUCAUGGGGCUAUCAUGGUGAUGACGGCAACAGCUUUGGAGGCUGUGGCAAUGGGCGGCCCUAUGGACCCGUUUUUACCACAGGAGAUGUCAUUGGGUGUGGCAUCAACUUUCGGGAUAUGUCCUUAUUCUACACCAAGAACGGCGUCUACCUCGGGGUUGCAUUCCGAGAUCUGAAAGGAACACUCUAUCCGACAGUUGGGAUGAGAACUGCGGGUGAAGUUGUUGAAGCCAACUUUGGGCAGCGAGAGUUUGUUUACAAUAUUGAGGACUAUGUCAUGAAUGAAAAAAUCGAAGCAUGGCAAACAUUGGAGAAUUCAUUGCAGAGUACGUUGAGUGAAAGGCAUCAAAUGAGCUAUCUGUCACAGAGUUUGAGUGAGUUGAUCUUAUCAUACAUGAUUCACCACGGAUACUCUGAGAGUGCAAAGCAAUUUUCGAAUGAUCUUCUUCCUACACCCCUGCAACGUCAAGGUUCUUCAACAUCCGCAGCUAAAGAAUUUCAGAAUUAUCCUCCCUUGGUCCUUGAUACGGAGAGACGAAAAGAAAUUCGGGAUACGAUUUUAGCAGGAGAGAUUGAUCGCGCAAUGGAAUUGCUAGAUACAUACUACCCAGGGAUCACCAUGGAAAACGAAGAUAUGCUCCUUCAACUUCGAUGUCGCAAAUUUGUAGAGAUGGUCAACAAAGCAUCGACUCCACUCCGUAAAUUAGAUCAGCAAAAGACUGGGAAGGGUAAAGGAAAGGAUAAGGAUAAGGAUACAGUUAAAGGAGAGAUCAAGUCUCAUCCAAGAAGCUUCAUGGAUGUGGAGAUGACUGAUGUCAAUCGAGGUGAGGAGACGAUGGAGAUUGAUCAAGAGAGACCACCUCCGUCCUCCAUCUCAAUUUCAAAGAGGACUGCUCUUGAACAAGGAGACUAUAACAGCAACAAUAGUAACAGGAGCGAGGGACUGGAGGAACUUGGGGAUAUGUUGAAGGAUGCAAUUCAGUACGGACAAUCCUUACAUGAGCAGUAUAAGGAUAACCGACGGCUUUCUGUCCAAGAGAUGUUGGUCGACUCGUUUGCGAUACUGGCUUAUUCAGAUGCGGACCAUACUGCUCCAACUAGUUUACCAGCAACUAAGUCCCUGUCGUCGUCGUCGUCUUCUUCUUCUUCUUUAUCACAUCCUCUUCCUCCUCUUCAUUCCUCCUCUUCUUCUUCUUCUUCUCAUCAUCAUCGUCAUCAUCAUCAGCAUCAGCAUCGUCAUGGAUCGAAACCCAUUUCGCGUGAGAAGGUUGCUAAUACAGUCAACACUGCAAUCUUGGCUUCACAGGAUCUGCCGACGAUUGCACCGUUGGAGACUAUUUAUAGACAGACAAAUGUGGUGAUGUCAGAGUUGACCCGAUUGGGCGUUGGUUCAGCAGCGUUCCUUGAUGUGGAAAAGGAUUGUUUAGAGUAGGAAGAAUUAUCAUAAAACAUUAUAAAUAAUGUG
Lobosporangium transversale is the source of this 3033-nucleotide messenger RNA. RefSeq lists its product as hypothetical. Gene Ontology annotation, cellular component: cytoplasm. The transcript is spliced from 6 exons. The record is from RefSeq and is a predicted model, not a curated record. Bases 271 to 3000 code for a protein of 909 amino acids. Gene Ontology annotation, molecular function: protein binding. NCBI's taxonomy places the organism in Eukaryota, Fungi, Mortierellomycota, Mortierellomycetes, Mortierellales, Mortierellaceae. Gene Ontology annotation, biological process: cytoskeleton organization; cell surface receptor signaling pathway.